Messenger RNA from Aspergillus bombycis, 2013 nucleotides. RefSeq lists its product as uncharacterized. The record is from RefSeq and is a predicted model, not a curated record. The coding region runs from base 1 to 2013 and encodes 670 amino acids. The transcript has 3 exons. NCBI's taxonomy places the organism in Eukaryota, Fungi, Ascomycota, Eurotiomycetes, Eurotiales, Aspergillaceae.
AUGGCGGACUUCAAUCUCUGGGCGGCCGGUGCUGGCGCCUCGGCGACAGGUAAAGCCUCGCUCGAUUAUCGACUGCGGGCCAAACCCCAGGCGCUGAGGAUCGUCACCAACCUUCUCUUGAUCCUCAAAGCGCUCGUUGAAGAUUGUAUUGCCGAUUCUACGCCUUCUCAGGUCGCGACUACCACUCCCAGUCGUUGUGAGAAUCCCCCCCACAACCAAAGGGACCGGAUGAAGGAGGUUGAAGGGAACCUGAACCAGUUAGUUAGGCUUACUGUCGCAAUACGAAAAGCCGGAACCCAGUCUAGGCUUCAAAAGGCAGAUAGUUCCUUCAACCCUAGUCAUCCGCAGAUUCUCGCCCUGCGUCUCCAUCUCAUGGCUAUUAUUUUGUUACGUCCAGACGAGUAUGGCAGCUCCGACUCAAGCAUGAAGAUGCUCAGGGAAGACCGGAUGAAUAAAGCGGCCCUGGAUCCUAUUCAGUUACGUCUGAUUGAUGCUAACCUACGGAGGCGGGGCCGCUUUCUUUAUGCGCAAAAGCAUGCUCGAAAAUUGGGCCUUGGUUCACAUAUAGGAGAUUGUGUACCGCCACUCCAAAUUUCUGGACAGGAGAAUCAAGGACCACGUUCCCAUGUUUCUCUGACCAUCAGGGCUCCCAAGAUGACGGCCCCAGAUCCUGGGAAUGACGAGCCAGCGCAAAGUACAACAACCGCAACAGCAGUAGACACCCCGUUAGAACUCACCCAGAAACAAGAAGUCAAAACUCCUACAACAGUUAUAUCCAUCACUAGUUCUCAGAUACGCUAUCCCAGACCGCCUCCAAUCUCAGAUGCCCAAACGGUGUUCACUUGCCCCUGCUGCUGCCAAUCCAUUCCGGUAUUAAUAAGCCGUGGCAAUAAGUGGAAGAAGCAUCUGAUGGCCGACAUUCUACCCUAUACGUGCAUCCUGCCCGACUGCCCUCGACCCGAGGCUUUCUAUAUGACGCGAGAAGCAUGGACCAGCCACAUGGAGAAAGAGCACGACAGUACUUCCCAAUGGAUUUGCCAUUCAUGUAAACAAAAAGACAUUCAUACCAUAUUCAGAGACCCGUCCGCUUUCAGGAUGCACCUCGAAGAUCAACAUGGCAGAGGCAUUAAGCCGCACAGGAUACCAAUGCUACUCACAGCGUGGCGGCGAAAGGUUCCCUGGGAGUUAACGCAUUGCCCCUUGUGUGGGUUUGCAAAUGAUGAUCAUGAUCUGGUGCUUGAUCAUUCUGCUGCGCACGUGCACUCCUUCUCGCUAAGGUCAAUUCCUUGGGGGGCUAGUGACAUAUUGGAGGAUGGAGACUGUGACGACGAUGAUGAUGGAAACUACUUCAACAAGUACCCAUACUUCAACAUUGAAAACUCCUGCUCUGACUCUUCAUCAAAUGCACCUGGAACUGGGUCUAGUGAUGCAAGCUCGCAAGGCCUCCCAGACUUAGACUUCGAGCAGCCAAAGAACGUACCCCAUGACGGAAAGGUGCAGCUAACAGUGUCAUCUGUCGAGCAAGUCGCAGGUGAACUAAGAGGUCCAGAAAUUGCAAAAAGCUGGCUCGCAAUGCUUGACGUCAAUACCACUGGCACUAACCAAGACGUCAGUCAGGACGACACCGCAGAGACCUCUCCCGAAAUCACUCCGUCUUUCAGACCCCAGAAUCCUUUUAGAGUGCCUCAAGAACCUGAUAUAGCCCCAGCUCAGACAGAACGCCACUUGUUUGGCUUUGAUGGCCAUAUUCCCAACAUGUUUUCACCGCCGCCAAACCACAGGGGCCAGAGCCAUGCAGUUAACGAACUAAAGCUUAAAGGUGAAGCGCAAUUUAAUAAUGUGGAAGCGGAGGAAGAAGGCUUAGGACUUUCCAUACUAAAGUCUCAAACCCGCUUUCGGGGCUGGAACACCAAAGAUUUCCAGCCUCCCAGUACGCUACUAACACCAGCUAUUGAAGACAAGGGGGAAUAUCAUAUCUUUUCCAGGGCUUUAGACGGGAAACGUGCUAGCUGA